UAAAGGUUGUUUUAUGAUUUGGGCUUAAGAAUUUAGUCCAGUUUGGGGAAAGAGAAACAGCAGUAGUCUGGAAAAAAGGGCCCUUAAACGAGACCAUGAAAAGCAACAUUGUAUAUUUGUGGAUUUGUGCUUUUGCAGUAAUUCAUGGACAUCAAGAGACUUUACCACAACCCUCCAUCAGUGAUAAACUCCCAUCAUUGAUAAAGAUGAACAAUGAUUUUGCUUUUCAGCUGUACAAGAAGCUUGUAGAAACACCAGAUUAUCAGUUCAAGAAUAUCUUCUUCUCUCCCUUCAGUGUGUCUAUGGCCCUUUCUGAGCUAUCUUUAGGAGCUGGUGGUGAAACCGAAAAGCAGCUUCUCAGUGGCAUCGGCCAUAACAGCUCGGUCUUCAGCAUUGAAGAAAUGCACCAGAUGUUCCACAGUCUUCUGGAAGAAAUGGAGCAGAGUACAGGGGUGGACAUUGACAUUGGCAGUGCUUUAUAUGUAAGUGACAAAAUUAAGCCCCUUCCUGAGUUUUUGAAGAAGAUGAAGGAGUUUUACUACUCUGAUGGAUUUACUGUGGAUUUCGGUGCCAAAGAAACACUGGAUAAAAUUAACACGUACGUGAAGGAAAAAACACAUGGGAAAAUAGACCAAGCUGUUGAUCAUCUGGAAUCUAACACUUUCAUGUUUCUUCUCACUUACAUUUAUUUUCAAGGAAAAUGGGACACGUCGUUUGAUCCAAGCAAGACCCAUGAAAGUAGAUUUAAUGUAGAUGCUGAGACCACAGUUCCAAUACAAAUGAUGCACCAGUACGCAUCCCACAAAGUUUAUUAUGAUGCCGAACUCACUUCUAAAGUCCUCUGUCUAGACUACAACGACUCUUUCUCCAUGUUUCUGGUUGUCCCACAUAAUGACAUAUUCGUUGAACCUAAAACCAUCAAAGAUCUGGAGAUGGCCAUCUCUAGACAGCACAUUGAGAAGUGGAGGACAGCUGCCAGAAAAAGGUUGGUUUCUUUCUAUGUCCCCAAGCUCUCUCUCAAAACGUCAUAUCCCCUAAACGAUAUUUUGAAAGGACUGGGAAUGGCUGAUAUGUUUACAGAAAAAGCCAACUUCACAGGAAUUUCGGAGGAAAUGAUCUUCAUUUCAAAGGCUGUGCAUAAGGCCACUCUGGAUAUGGAUGAGAAAGGAACCACCGCAGCAGCAGUGACGAGAGUUUCAUCUGGGUUUUCCUACAACCCAAUGUCGUCUUUGCGUUUUGACAGUCCAUUCAUGAUCUUUAUCAUUGACCAAAAAAAUGGCAACAUCCUCUUCUUCGGAAAAGUUGUCAAUCCAGUGGAAAAACUGUAAUGUGACAAUUAAGAUCUCUUGACAACAGGUGGCCAUGACAAACACUAUUUUGCAGUCUCUUCAGUUUGUAUGUGUUGAUAUAUGACAUACAAAACUGAGUUUAGUGACAGAAAGGCAUUGCUAGAUCUAAUGAAUGCAACUAUGUACGUAACAACCCUGUUGAAAAACCCUAUUAGUUUAAGCUGGUCCUAAGCAACUAGUUACUGCUCAGGGCCAGCUCAUAACCUGAAAAAAAAAACUGCAUAUGCUAUCCAGCUUAAACAAGCUUAUGACCAACUAAGGACCAGCUUAACCAGUUGCUAUGCUUUAAAACAUACCUAACCAGCAUAUGCUGUUUUUUCUUUAGGAGUACACCUAACUGGAAAGAGAAAACUGGCAAAAACUGGCAACACUGGCCUUUGUCUUGAAUUAUUUUCAUACAAAAAAAACAUUCUUUUGAACAAACACUUUUUUUAUCUAACAUGUCAGUAUGCACAAAAAUACUAAAAAAAUAAAAAAGCCAUUUUAAGAGUAGCAUUUACAUGGUGUCUUUUGGCAACUCAGUAUCCUUAUGCCAAUUCAAUAAAAAAGGCACUAAUGUUAGAUAAUCACAUAAUUUUAACCCAAAUCAUGAUAACUUUAAUAUAAUAAAAUAACUUAAAUAUAAUAAAACACUAUUUAUCACAAUAAUUAUAUUUAAUCUCUGAUUUGUUUGAAUAUACUCCAAUUUGUCUGAUUUGUAAAAUAUAGUCCAAUAAUCUGCAGUUUUAUUCACAACUACGAUUCGCCUAAAUUGCCCAAUUGUGCAUUCCAGAGUCAUAUAACAAUCAAUAGCUAAAUACUUGUACAAUUAUACUCUGUAAGCUGGCAUUUUGAUAUAGGAACCACCAAUGAGCGAUUGAAUUAAAGUGAUGCAUGAACUGUUCA
Puntigrus tetrazona (Sumatra barb) is the source of this 2234-nucleotide messenger RNA. Its product is annotated as corticosteroid-binding globulin-like. Gene Ontology annotation, molecular function: serine-type endopeptidase inhibitor activity. Gene Ontology annotation, biological process: negative regulation of endopeptidase activity. The transcript has 5 exons. Lineage: Eukaryota; Metazoa; Chordata; Actinopteri; Cypriniformes; Cyprinidae. The coding region runs from base 96 to 1328 and encodes 410 amino acids. The record is from RefSeq and is a predicted model, not a curated record.